GCUGACCUCUCAAAGUGCUGCCAGUAUCCUUGUCUCAGCACAGGAGUCUGGGAGGUAAGAAGGGGAGGGGAGAGGCGGUGGGGCAGACAGAAAAAAAGCUAACUGGUUGGAGGGAGACAGAAAAAAGAGAAACGCCAUUCUCGGGUUCCAACAGCAGGCUUUAGCUUGUUGAGGGCUCCAGCACUGCAACUCUGUGAAGACAGAGUCCUGCUCACCCCUGGGGUUGUGAGGCGUGUUUGUGUGACCCUAGCUAGAAGCCCAGCAAGCUUGCAGACAUGUCAAAAAGCGACCCACGGGACAUCGACGAGGAUGCCAUCCUCAAAGGGAUGAGCGCUGAGGAGUUAGAUGCGCUGGAGUAUGAGCUGCAAGAGAUGGACCCAGAGAAUGCCAUGCUGCCUGCAGGGUUCCGCCAGCGUGAUCAGACCAAGAAGAGCCCGACAGGGGUUUUCGACCGUGACGCCCUGCUGGAUCACUUGGAGAAAACUGCUCUAGAGCAUGCGGACAGAGAAGACCUAGUGCCCUUCACUGGAGAGAAGAAAGGGAGAGCGUUUGUUCCUAAGGAGGGCCACGGGCAGAUCCCCAUCAAUGAGCAGAUCACCCUGGAGCCUGAGCUUGAGGAGGCCCUGAAGAAUGCUACAGAUGCUGAGAUGUGUGACAUAGCAGCCAUCCUGGGAAUGUACACACUGAUGAGCAACAAGCAGUACUACGACGCCCUGGGCACCACUGGUACCAUCGCCAACACAGAGGGCAUCAACAGCGUCGUAAAACCAGAUCCAUUCAAGAUCUUCCCAGACGAGCCGCCCAACCCUACGAAUGUGGAGGAGACCCUUCAGCAGAUCCAGACUAAUGACAGCAGCCUGCUUGAAGUGAACCUCAAUAACAUUAAGGACAUUCCCAUCCCAACGCUGAAAGAGAUCUUUGAGGCAAUGAAGACCAACACUCACGUGGAGUCUCUGAGCAUCGCCGCCACCCGUAGCAAUGACCCUGUGGCCUUUGCUGUUGCUGAGAUGCUCCAGGAGAACACCACUCUGCAGAGUCUUAACAUCGAGUCGAACUUCAUCACCAGUGAGGGCAUGACGGCCAUUGUCAAGGCCAUGGCCAACAACAAUACACUGACCGAGAUCAAGAUCGACAAUCAGAGACAGAAGCUCGGGGACUCCUGCGAAAUGGAGAUUGCCAGCAUGUUGGAGAACAACUCCAGCAUCCUAAAGAUCGGCUACCACUUCACCCAGCAAGGGCCUCGUGCCAGAGCAGCCAUCGCCAUCACCAGGAACAAUGACCUGAUUCGUCAACAGAGGCUAAGAUGAGUAAGGAGUGGAGGAACAAGAUUGUGCCAACAAGUCGCUAGCCUGUCAUUUCAGCCCCUUGGAUCUAACAACGCUAAAGACUGCCAUUGACAGCUUUGUGCUAGCUACGUCAAUGGGGCGCAAUGAACCCCGACAACACCCCUGUGCCUGCCCACAAGGUCUUACGAGGCUGGGGGUAAACCAUUUUGUUUUUGUCUGUGUCCAAGCGAUUCAUUUCAUUAACCACAAACAGGUUUUUGUCAACAAUUUAAUUAAUCAUAAAAGGAUACAUAGGUCACAUCAUUGUGAAGUCAAGUGUAUUUUAUGCUUCCAGAGUUUGCCAUGAAAACGACUUAACUCCUUUCAUGGAAAUGUUUAAUAAUGUGGUGCUAUACCUAGGGAAAUAAAAUCUGUAAAUACUAAAAAUAAACAUUUUAAAUAAAUAACUGUGGUCUUAAUUAGUUAAAUAUGUGAGAUUUUGGGUCAUGUAAUCACCUCAUGUCAACAGGCACAGUAUUCAACAUCCAUCACUUCCAUGGUUCAAAAUAAACUUCAGCACUCAAUUAAGCAGAUGCAAAACUACAUUUUAUGCCCAGAGUUCUUUAAAACAGGAACUUUUCUAUCCUUAGUGAGCCUGUCUGAUCCCCCAACCACCUAGCCUAUUUUUAUACACCCCCCCAUUGGGAAAGUAACAGAGUCCUCUGGGCUUAAAUUACCUUGCCCAGAAUAUAACAACUUUUAAAGGGGGAGGGGUACCCAUACGCACCCAAGGAGAUGUAUGAACCCUCUCCAAACAGCUGCUAACCUCAGAAGACUUUCACAGCCUUGGAGUGGCUCCAUGUGCACAUUCAUUUUAUACUUUAUUAAACAAUGUUUUGAAUGUCACACUGAAUGUCACACACAUUUAUGAACCACUAGAAUGACCUGAGAUGUAAUGUCUCCCAGCAGGUUUUUAACAGGAGAUCAUUUUGAGUAAUUGAUUUCUCUUUGAUCAUACAGCCACAGGGAAAAAAGCAGGUGUAUUGAAAGAUCGUUAUGCUCAGUCUUUAAUAUAGUACUACAGACCGGCUAAGUAGUGCUUGAUUUUAUUUCUUAAACAGGCGUCGAACAUUGCGUGUAGUUUGCAGUGGAGAACGAGUAUGUUUUCUUUAUUGAAGCACAAGUAUCAUGAUAAAAGCAACAUAUGCCUUUGCACUGACACUUCAACUCAUCAGUCUUGAUGGCAGAUGGAUCAUUGUCUUGUGGCGUUUCAAAUAUAAUGGCCUAUGGGUGAGAUAGAACCUGAAUAAACUUAUCCAGCACUUAUAGUACACUCUACAAUGCUUUGUCUCAACAGGGGACCAAACUGGGCAAACAGAAUGACACACAGGUGCUGAGUAGUUUAAAUUCAAGAUGCACUAUAGGUGCCAGUCAAAAUCAGAUCUUUUAU
This is a messenger RNA of Esox lucius (northern pike), 2715 nucleotides long. RefSeq names its product tropomodulin 4 (muscle) (gene tmod4). Gene Ontology annotation, cellular component: myofibril; striated muscle thin filament. The coding region runs from base 276 to 1307 and encodes 343 amino acids. The transcript has 10 exons. NCBI's taxonomy places the organism in Eukaryota, Metazoa, Chordata, Actinopteri, Esociformes, Esocidae. Gene Ontology annotation, molecular function: tropomyosin binding. Gene Ontology annotation, biological process: pointed-end actin filament capping; myofibril assembly; muscle contraction. The record is from RefSeq and is a predicted model, not a curated record.